GUUUUGUUCAACUUCUCGACAUUCCAACUUUUUAGCUUCAUAGAGAAAACCACAUCGAAUACCUAGACUUAGGACUUAUUGACGAUUACAACAAAAGGAACAAAUUCGUUAUACACAGUCACGAUGCUUCUAGACGAGGACCCAGCUACUCUCAUCCACCAUACAAUCAACAAUUUUAAUAUCGGCCCCGAUAAGCUCGCUGUUUCGCGCAUCAGUGAUUCUCUAUCCACAUUAAAUCAAGCGCGAGAGCUUCGAAUCAAAGAAGCCGAAACCUCGCUGAAGAAACUUAGCCGUUCCCUCAACACACUCCAGGCACAACAUGAAGAGCUCACAUCAGCACACUCGUCAUCCGUACACGCGUCCGAGAUCUCGCGCCUCGAUACCCAGAAAUUCCGCAUCGCGAAAGCAGUUUCCGAUUUAGAGAUGGAAGCAGAGCGUCUAUCUUCCCAACAGGCCGAUCUAGCAGCGCGUUUGCAGGAGCUCGAAUUGCAGGGACUAGAAGGAUCACCUGAAGAUGCAGCAAAGAGAAGGGACCCCGUCGAUGACGAGGUACUACUGCGCUUAAAGGUAUAUCGGAGCCUGGGAAUCGAUCUAGAGCGAGAUGAAAAGGACGGCGAGUUCUCCAGAGCCAUUGUGCAUAACGAUCGCAAAGGCGAUGUUCAUGUUAUAAAUAUAGACAAGAAGUUCUCGCGCUUCUUCUACGCUAAUUAUUUUUGGCAAACGCUCUAGAGUUAGAGCUUUAGCCGAGUCUCCAACUCUGGGGAUUUAUGUGGGAUGAACAUUAUGAAAGUUACUGCACGGUGUUCGGCGUCUUUGGUUGUUGGAAUACCACAGGUUAUCUCGAGUCUUAUACACAUACUAAUUCACAUAUAA
This is a messenger RNA of Daldinia decipiens, 873 nucleotides long. RefSeq names its product Spc24-domain-containing protein. The record is from RefSeq and is a predicted model, not a curated record. The transcript has 3 exons. NCBI's taxonomy places the organism in Eukaryota, Fungi, Ascomycota, Sordariomycetes, Xylariales, Hypoxylaceae. The coding region runs from base 124 to 729 and encodes 201 amino acids.